AGAGUUGGAUGAUUAUUGUAACUUGUUUUAAAUUCGAAUGACCUUUGUUCGCGUAAUCUACAUUAAACAAAGUCAGAUGAAGAAAACUAGGUAGGCUUCGCUAAAAGUUAGGGUAAACUACACACAACUGCUCUUUUACGUCAAAUACAUUUACAUUUUCUUGACUUGAAAAUUUCGGAAUCGUAUCUUCCUGUCCCUAUUCUUCUCCCACGACGAGGCGUACACCUUGACCGCGUUGUUACUCUGACGAUCUGAAUUAAUUUUGAAAUAUGCAAGAUCGUUUCAAAGUACACAAGAUUAGAGGUUUUUGUAAUGUAACUCUGCAUUCAAUAAACUGUUGGAAUCAGACACGAAAUACACUGAUUUCCCAGUCUUCCUUCAAGAAAUUCGCUAACCCCAAUAAGCUGUGAAAAUAGAAAUUCCAUUUUAAUUUUCGAUCACAUCGGUUUCUUUUCCGACACGUUUGCUUCGACAUUAUGGAGCCAUUUGCACCUGUUUUAUGGGUUUUCAUUUACGAUUUCAUAUUUUCCUGUUGCUAUAAAAAGGCACCUUUUCGAAAUUACAGUUAGUCUUCAUCUAACACUGAUGAUAAUAUUUUUUUGAGAAUAAAUUUCUUUCUAACACUACAAAAUAAUAUACCUUAUGGAGAGAUGAAAAUAGGAAUCGAAUUGCGUAAAAUUAUCGUUUUUUCUUUUCGUAGAUAUGAAUUAUAUUUUCCGGAAAUUGGGCCGGAACAACCUCUAAAGAGAAAUUUGACUCCAUGCAAAGAAAUCGUAUUCGAGCAUUUUCACCGCCACCAAAGCGGCGCCGCUGCUUAACAUCAACAGCCGAAUCACCGAUGGCCUUAUUAUUCGGGUUCCGUUUCUAUGCAAACAAUCUGGGGUUGGGAAAAAUUUGGACCAAGGCAACGAAAGAUGACUUGCAAAGACUGUGCGAGAAAUAAUUCUUCGCAACGACCUUUUUUGUGGAGAGUUCACUCAUAGCACAUUUAGCUUUGGAGCUUAGCGACAUCAUUGUUAUUUUUUUCUUGUCUUUCCCUACUUUUUGCGAUGUGCCGUUCUGUUCUCGAUCAUGCAAGCAAAUGUCAAUCAGUGAUAUUCAGCGGUUUGGAAGAAUUCCACAAUGCAAGUAAAUAUUUCAAGGUGUUUUGAUCCAAUUUAGUUGUGUCGAUGCUGUUAACUCUCCAUCUCUCUCGCCUUUCGGCGCACUCCAAAAAUGUAAUCCUUUUGUAAGACGGAUCGGAAAUCCUAUAAGCGAGACAGUUCAGAUUAGGGUUGGACAAUCCAGCUUAAGUGUAACGCUCCAUUAGCUUAAGCAAGUUUCGUCCAGUUGCUCGUAGUAGGAGGUCUGGAACCUAGAGUUUUGUGAGUGAGGUGCUUGACAUGUGAAUGUGACAGAUAAUUAAUAUAUGAAUUAGUUGGGCUGGCUAUGACAAUGCCGUCAGACGAUCAAGAGAUAUGUUUGACAACGUUGAAUGGUUUUUUAAAUCCCUGAGUUGUACUAAGAAAACAAAAGGUAUUAUUCCACGUUGUGUUGAGCACAAAUGUUUUCAAUGGCGACUUUGUUCUGCUAUUCAAAGGGAAAAUUUCUCGGGUAAAUAUUUUUCAUUCCAAUUUGUGUCAAUAUCAAGACCUCUCUAGUUUUGAACAUCGCGGCUUGUCUGGGUUUUGUGGGGGUUGAGAGUUCCUAUCAGCAAGCGAUAGAAAGAUAUCAAACUCAAUAAUAUCUCGCCAAUUGGUGACCGCCGAGGCGGAGCUCCUAACUAGGACGUGCUAAAUCUCGUUUGGUUCCUUUCACAAAUUUCUGCUAAUUAUAUCGAAGUGUUUGAGGUUCAAUGAGAUCCAACCCUAAAUCCACCCUUUUGUUUUGAUUCAAAUUUGCUUGUUGUUGCGCCGCCAAGCAUAGAGAAUUGAACAAAGCGUUCACAUUGCCCUCGAUCGGUUAGCACUGAUUUUGACGGCGCAUAAACAGUGUGCUUGUUUCAAAGCUGACUUCUAUUCAGCGAUUCAGUGACAACUCCAGCGUGCCCGAUUCAAUUCAAUUUGCGAAAUUAUCGACUAAAUUUAUUUCACACGCACCCAAACAGAUAUCGGGGCGUCCUUCAAGAAGAACGUUAACAGAUAUUGGUUUUGUUACUUUCCACGUGCGUGAGUAAACGGGAAAUACAAAAGUCAGCUGUCACUUUCAAUAACAACUUCGAGGUAUUUGCUCGCGACGGGCCAGAAAUCUUGAUCUUUGAUCUUCAACAGGGCUCUUCAGUUGCGAUCGGCUAGGCCACGGCCGCUGUUUCGCUCCAUAUGUUUGAAACAGUGUACUAAAAUUUAUCUGUGGUUAGUUUCUGAACAUACACCUGCGUUUAUCGCUGUUUCAAAUCUAAAAAAACGCGCAAAGUUUGACAAGUGGUGAAAGGUGGGCGACCAAUGACAAGUGUGGCAUUCACAACUGGGUACCAAUUUGUAAAAUUGGUGGUAGUGCCUCCGGCCAAUAAACUGCCGGACAAUGACAGCUCAGGUCACGUGUCACUGAACGAUUCGGCUGCGCCAAUCGCAGAAUGCAUCUAAAGAGAUCGGAAUUUUGAAGUAUUCGGUUCGUCAGCUGGCAGUGUCUCUCAGUUAGUAAUCCCAUUUUGGUUGAUAUCACCAAGAGUGUAUUCUGUAGCUUCCUCGGGAAUGAGCGAACAGGAACUUCAACAGAAGCGUCGAAUAUCCAUGUGUGUCGGCUGCGGAUCUCAGAUUCAAGACCAGUACAUUCUCCGCGUAGCACCCGACUUGGAGUGGCACGCAGGCUGUCUCAAAUGCGCGGACUGCCACACGUAUCUGGACGAGACAUGUACUUGUUUUGUGCGCGACGGAAAGACGUACUGCAAACGUGAUUAUGUUAGGUUGUUCGGCACAAAGUGCGCCAAGUGCUCCCGGUCGGUGACCAAAAACGAUUUCGUGAUGAGGGCCAAGAAUCAAAUCUAUCACAUAGACUGUUUUCGCUGCAUCGCCUGCAGUAGACAGCUCGUACCGGGAGACGAAUUUGCUCUGCGGGAGGACGGGUUAUUUUGUAAAGAAGACAACGAAAUCGUUGAGAAAGCUACGGCAACAGCUCAGGCGGCUCACGCUCGCGGAGGACAAAGAUCUUCCUCUCAGUCAUCAGCACACUCAAAUGGCCAACCAGACGGCUCACCAACGCGACGUGGGAAAUCAGAAAAAACGACAAGGGUUCGCACCGUGUUGAACGAAAAGCAGUUGCACACUCUACGGACUUGCUACGCGGCGAACCCGCGACCCGAUGCGAUGAUGAAGGAACAGUUAGUGGAGAUGACAGGCCUUAGUCCUCGAGUGAUACGAGUGUGGUUUCAGAAUAAGCGUUGUAAGGACAAGAAGAAAUCUAUGAUGCUUAACAAAACUUCCUCGCAUCACCAACACCAGGGACCAGGUUCGGACGACGGGCAGAGUCCGACGGGUAGCUCUCCGAAUGCAAUUUCCCGCUCGCUACCGCCAUCAGCUAUUUCGGGUGUUCAGACGUAUUCUACGAAUUUAACUCCACCUUCGCUAAGACCGCCAACUGACGUCUCACUGAGCGAUCUGCCCAGCUAUCAGCCUUGGAAGGCCCUCAACGAGUUCGCUUUACACAACGAUAUGGAUCAAGGUCCAUUUCAACAACUGGUGCAGUUUUCGGAACAGGCGCCCCAUCUGGUAUCGCGAACGCACGAAGGAAUUGGGGCAAAUUGAAAUCCUCGACUCUUUGGGCAGACUUUCUAUUCUAGGGAACUUAUGAGAAGUGGACAUCCAACGAAUGGCACACGCUCACCUACCGGAAAUCUUAAUUUAUUUCUUCUAUCGCAAGCCGCAACGAACAUUAUAUAUAGCGUAAGUUUAGCAUGAAUUAUGGCAAGGGGCAUAACAUUAUGCUUUAUGUCGGCAAUGUAUAUAUUCUUUAGGAUCCGUUUUACGUGAUGAGAGAGAGAGACGUUCUCAAUAAAGAUAAAAGUUCACCAGGA
Messenger RNA from Stylophora pistillata, 3988 nucleotides. RefSeq names its product insulin gene enhancer protein ISL-1. Lineage: Eukaryota; Metazoa; Cnidaria; Anthozoa; Scleractinia; Pocilloporidae. Gene Ontology annotation, molecular function: DNA binding; DNA-binding transcription factor activity, RNA polymerase II-specific. The record is from RefSeq and is a predicted model, not a curated record. Gene Ontology annotation, biological process: axonogenesis; neuron fate specification; positive regulation of transcription by RNA polymerase II.